Messenger RNA from Sipha flava (yellow sugarcane aphid), 798 nucleotides. It is a transcript of the gene ND-SGDH, whose product is annotated as NADH dehydrogenase [ubiquinone] 1 beta subcomplex subunit 5, mitochondrial. The record is from RefSeq and is a predicted model, not a curated record. Bases 134 to 685 code for a protein of 183 amino acids. NCBI's taxonomy places the organism in Eukaryota, Metazoa, Arthropoda, Insecta, Hemiptera, Aphididae. The transcript is spliced from 4 exons.
UCGUCAUAUUUUGAUAAGAAAAAUAUUUUUUCGUCCUCGUUUUUCUCCGUAUUUCGUUUCCGAUAGAAUAUGUAUUAACUGUAGAAAUUAGUGUUGGUCUUCUCAUUAAAUAAAUUCGGAUAUAACUAUCAAAAUGGGUGUUUGGAGCUCACUGAAAAUUGGAACCGCGAUCACCAAAUGUGUGGGUUCGAAAAAUACUGAAGGACUCAAAACAUUGGGUAUUGUACCAGUCCGUAACAUGAGUGGUCAUAAUAUAAUGUCCAUUAAAGAGACUAAGUGGCAAUCUAAAAAAUUUAGGGAUUUAAUUCAUUAUUAUGUCUUAGUUGGUGUAAUACCUUUGACAUUGCUCAUUACUUAUGUUAAUGUGUUUAUUGGACCAGCAAAAUUAGCACCGAUACCUGAUGGAUACAGACCUAAACAUUGGGAAUAUUAUAAACAUCCAAUAACUCGAUGGAUGGCACGUUAUAUUUACCCUAGUCCUCAACAACAGUAUGAAAAGUAUCUGCAUCAAUUAUAUGAAGAAGAUGAAAAAUUUAAAGUCAGGAUGUUAGCCAAUAAAAUCAAUGAUAUGAUGAAGGACCGAUCAGACUACAAAUCAUUUUAUUAUCGACCAAUUUCGGCCAAUUAUUAUAGAAUUAGCAAAGAAAAAUUAGAGGAGCGUGAUAAAACUGAUGGUUACAAUUAAUAAUACACUUUUUGUAUAAUUUAACUAGAAAUUGUUUUUAGUAUAGGCAUCAAAACAUUAUAAUAUAAAAAUUAAAUUUAAAUACAUUGUACACAAAGUAGUUUUUUAAAGAA